AUGGCUUCACGACCAGCAUUCGCAGCGCUUGGCUGCUUGCAAUGUCGUAGCCGGGUUCUGAGGGCCAUCGCCACAAAUUCGAACGUUGUCCUUCGGCCUUCGGCCCGGGCAACAGCCGCACCUCUACCAUCUCGCGAUCUGUACCGCGCUUUUUCGAGCUUGCCGCCUGACACCCCCAAACCUGCGAGCGAAUCGACAGCACAACAAACGAUCUCUGAAGUGGAAACUUCGGAUGACAAGCCUGCCAAUUCCGAAGUGGCGGAGGAAAACAAAUCCGCCGUCGACGAUACGCCUUGGUUCCUACAAGUCGAGCCUCCAACCCACGCACCCACACAACACAUAUCGCCGCUGCCCGAACUUCCCGACUCGCCGCCUGAACUACUCGAGCCUUUGAUGAAGUACAUCUAUGAAGAGAUGGGAUUGGACGAUCUUUCUCUGCUCGACCUACGCGCAAUGGAUCCGCCGCCCGCCCUGGGUCCCAACCUCCUCAUGCUCUUUGCGACGGCCCGAAGCGAGCGCCAUCUUCAUGUUUCCUCCUCCAGAUUGGUGAAGUGGCUUCGUCACACCCACAAGAUCGAGUCAAACGCGGACGGCUUGAUUGGCCCCGGCGAGCUGAAGACAAAGCUGAAAAGAAUGAGGAGGAAGGCUAAGCUCCUGGGCUCCAGCGCCAUGGCUCCGACGGACGGAGAUGACGGCAUCACGACUGGAUGGAUCUGCGUGAACCUGGGCACUUCGGGGGCCACAUACAGCGAAGCCGCCAGAUUCGACACGGAUGGCAACAUCUCCGGCUUUGGAGCACCGGUAACGGGUAGCACCAUUGUUGUUCAGGUCAUGACGCAGGCACGCCGGGCCGAACUGGAUCUUGAGCGACUUUGGAGCCAACAGCUCACGCGCUCCGAGGCCCAGAGCCGCAGUCUUCAGGAAGGCACCAAGUUCCAACACCGAUUCGGGCAGCUCCCCGUGACGACCGACCGAUCAAGCAAGGGCAGUAUCGGCCAAUCGCAACAGAAACGGUUCUUGUCCACAUCAUUUUCCCGACAGAUGCCAUUCGCCCCCGAGCCAAACAAAAAUGUAAAUGCAGCCCCCGCCGCUACCCCCAAGACUUCAGACUUGAAGCAUGUCAGUGUCCACUCCAACAAUAAGUCGCUCAAUGAGGUUCGUCAACAAAUUGAUGAGAUACGCUGGGACGGUUGGCAGACGGACAAAGAACGAUGUAUCAACCUCCUCAGAGCUAUCUUUCGUGCUGCUCCGAGCGACGCAAAUCACUGGCGAACCCAGGCUGAUCUCGCGACAGAACUGAUCGAGACGAUGGCCGAGCGAGGCAUGCCGGUCAUGGACUCCGAGUUUAUCAGCGUCAUUAUCGAAGCCAUCGCCCUCUCAGGCGUGACUGGACGCAAGAUCGAAUCUAUCGUGUCUAACCUGGAGCUUGUCUUGCAGAAGGGAGUCGACUCGUGUCCUACCGAGACGCAAAUCAGGCGCUUGAUGAAGGCGUACGCGAUUCGAGGCAACUGGGAAAAGUUUUGGGACACCUGGUACAUUCUGCCGAGGUACAGCGCCCGACGCGGCCCCGAGUUGUACAAGUUCAUGUUCUCUCAGAUACUCAACACCAAGGACAGGAUCAAGUGUAUCGACGCUCUGAGGAAAUGUGUGCCAGAGAUGCUGGCCGAAGAACCACCAGUCCUACCGACAGAAUCGCUCUACAACACGGUAAAGCAAUGCUUGCGAAUUGCCGAUCCCACCGCCGAGGUCGUUGCUGAGCACAUGGUCUCGCAGGGAGCCAGAAGGGGCAACGCCCCGCCCAGCAUCGAGUUCGUCAGGAUGCUGAAGGACCUCGAAGCUCUCCGAAAAAACAUGUAA
This is a messenger RNA of Colletotrichum karsti, 1857 nucleotides long. RefSeq lists its product as uncharacterized. Gene Ontology annotation, cellular component: mitochondrion. The record is from RefSeq and is a predicted model, not a curated record. The coding region runs from base 1 to 1857 and encodes 618 amino acids. Gene Ontology annotation, biological process: mRNA stabilization; mitochondrial proton-transporting ATP synthase complex assembly; mitochondrial gene expression. The transcript has a single exon. Lineage: Eukaryota; Fungi; Ascomycota; Sordariomycetes; Glomerellales; Glomerellaceae.